AUGGCUGGCUUAGACUUGGGCUCAGCAUCUCGCUUUGUUCAUCAGCAGCUCCAAAUCCCCGACCUCCACCUCCAAAGACCACCGGAUUCUGAUGAUGAUCACAACACCCCCAACCGCAACAACCUUUUCUCCUCCGACCACCACCAAAACGACGUCGAUGAUGACAACCCUCAUCAUCAAGGGCUUGAUCUUGUGACCCCGAACCCUGGUUCUGGUUCGGGGGAUUCUGGAGGUCGACGCUCCAGAGGUCGACCUCCAGGGUCAAGGAAUAAGCCCAAACCACCCGUGAUCAUAACUCGGGAGAGCGCAAACACUUUGCGAGCUCAUAUUUUGGAGGUCAGCAGUGGCUGUGAUGUGUUUGAUUCCGUUGGAACAUAUGCCAGAAAAAGGCAGAGAGGGAUUUGUGUGCUGAGUGGGAGUGGUAUGGUAACCAACGUGAGCCUGCGUCAACCAGCUGCGGCUGGCGCAGUUGUCACGCUGCACGGCAGAUUUGAGAUUCUGUCGUUGACGGGCUCCUUUCUACCUCCCCCUGCGCCACCCGGGGCCACUAGCCUGACCAUAUUUUUGGCUGGUGGUUCGGGCCAGGUUAUGGGUGGAAAUGUUGUAGGAGCACUCAUAGCAUCUGGGCCUGUUAUUGUCAUAGCCUCAUCGUUUACCAACGUAGCCUAUGAGAGGUUGCCCCUGGAGGAAGAGGAGCAGCUGCAGAUGCAGCAGCCUGUGCCGCAGUCUUCGGGCGGCGGAGGCAGUGGUGGCGGCGGCGGCGGUGGAGGAGUAACCAACCCCUUUCCAGAUCCGUCUUCGGGGCUUCCCUUCUUCAAUCUUCCGCUCAAUAACAUGCCUCAUCAGCUGCAGGUUGAUAGUUGGGGAGGAAACUCGGCCGGGCGGCCGCCUUAUUGAUAGUUUUGCUAGCUAUAGGUCAGGUCAUGACCAAGGUCAGAGAAUCGAUCCUUAAAUCAAUAUCAAUCAUCCCCCAUCUUGUACAAUUAUUUUUCUUGCUUAAUUUCUUUUUUAUUUUUCUCUUGUCCUAACUUCAAUUUGGUUCCUAAU
This is a messenger RNA of Prunus dulcis (almond), 1047 nucleotides long. Its product is annotated as AT-hook motif nuclear-localized protein 23-like. The transcript has a single exon. NCBI's taxonomy places the organism in Eukaryota, Viridiplantae, Streptophyta, Magnoliopsida, Rosales, Rosaceae. Gene Ontology annotation, molecular function: minor groove of adenine-thymine-rich DNA binding; DNA-binding transcription factor activity. The record is from RefSeq and is a predicted model, not a curated record. Gene Ontology annotation, cellular component: nucleus. Bases 1 to 897 code for a protein of 298 amino acids.